Molecule: messenger RNA, 459 nt
Organism: Psylliodes chrysocephalus
Lineage: Eukaryota; Metazoa; Arthropoda; Insecta; Coleoptera; Chrysomelidae
Source: the annotation of a GenBank genome assembly
AUGCAAAUUGAGUUAAUAAGCUUUACUCAUUUUUCUAACUCUGUAAAUCCUCUUCCAAAAAUUAAUGAAAAGAGAGCAGCUCAAAAACGAAAGUCUGUUGGUAAUAUUACUCUUAAAAGAUUACCGCCCACUAGGUGGUCUUCCAGGCAUGACGCUUUAUAUGCUUUGCUUUUGCGAUAUACUUGUGUGCUUAAAGCUUUAUCUAAAAUUGUAUUAACAUCUUUAAAUAAAGAUGAAAUUAAAGAAGCUAAGGUAAUUAAAUCUAAAUUAGAAAAUCUUAAAAUCGUUUUCUUGAUUGUACUAGAGACCAAAGUUCUAAAUGCAACAGAUGCUAUAUCUAAGAUACUACAAAGCAAACAUGAAGAUAUCCAAAACGCUAUCAAAAUGCUUUCUGCUCUAUUUAAUAAUUUAAAAGGCUUUCGAGACAUAAGGAUAUUAAAAAUGAAGCUAUUAAUUUAG